AAAUUAAGGGAAAAAAUUGAAAACCAAUGGCACAAUCCUCGGCGCUCACCCAAUCCCGUCGGUGACCAAACCGAAGCACGGCUCCGCUGGCGUUUCCCGACGAUUCUUAUCCUUCUCGCCGCCGGCUAAGGGUUUCAUUUCUCCUAGCGGCCACCACCGCCACCGCUUCCGCUUCCGAGAGACUGAGCCAGGGAGGGAAAUUGGAUUUGCGAUUCAUUUCAUUUCUGAGUCAGAUUCAGCGAUGUCCCAGUGCCUAGGUUCGAAGAUAAAUAAGCUCUUGCCUUUUCCUUUGGUCCUGUUUACGAGCACCUAAGUUCAAAUCAGAGGUUUCCUGAUCUAAUUCUGCCCGCGUUGUCAGUUGAAAGUCCAUAAGGCCUCUUGCUUUUUCCUUUGGAUGCUAUUUAUAAACACACCAGUCUCGAAAUCAGCAAUUUCCUGAUCUAGUGCUACCCUCUUUGUCGGGUUGUAAUAUAUAAGGACUCUUGCUUUUGCUUUUGAUGCUAUUUAUGAACACACCAGUGUCAAAGUCAGUGAUUUCCUGAUCUAGUGCUACUCUCUUUGUCUGGUUGUAACAUUUUCCUUCUUUUGAUGCUAUUUAUGAACACACCAGUGUCAAAGUCAGCAAUUUCCUGAUCUAGUGCUACUCUCUGUCUGGUUGUAAUAUAUAGGGACUCUUGCUUUUUUCCUUUUGAUGCUAUUUAUGAACCCGCCGGUAUCAAAACCAGCAAUUUCCUAAUCUAGUGCUACUCUCUUUAUAAGGUAAAAUCCUCUCUUUCCUAUCCCUUUGGUAUGCUGUGAUUCGGAGUAAAUACGGGAUGGUUAAUAGGUGGGGCACCAGGAUUGUUAUGGGAGGUUCCACAUGGAAUCCUUGGAAAGACAUGUCUUCCAAUUACCCUUCUUUUUCGAGCUGUUGCGAGUUUGUCCUGGGCAAUGGUGAAGGUAUUAGAUUAUGGGAGGACGACUGUCUGGGAGAUAAUAUUACCUCAUUUCCUAUGCUCUUUAAUAUUUCCAGUUAUUAGAACAAAGUGAUUUCUGGCUUUGUUCUCUCUCCUAAUGUCAUGAAAAAUUGCGAUUACUCAGAGUGCAAGUUUUGGAUUGAAAUGAACUUGCAGUACUAUGGGGUGUUUUUUUUUUCCUUCUUCACAUCCGGCGGCCAGAUUGUGAAUAUGUUUCAGAGGAGGGAAUAAAAGUUACACUGCCGAGUCAGAUUCAGAUUCAUUGGUUGCCUGAUCUAAUAUUGGCUGGCUUUGUUAGUCGUCGUGUUCUUUUGCCUUGCCUAUUAAUGUGUUUCGGUGAUUUCAAAUCCACACACGACAUUCGAGAUGCAAGGUUGUGAAUUGUGCAGCCGAUUGAAAUUUCGCUCCUUUGUUAGGUAAAAACGCCUACACCAAGCAAAUUGACUUCGAUUUUGCCGGUCUCCAUGAGAGAUCUUAAUGGUACAAUUGCCACUGAUGGAGUCUGCAGUAGAACAACCCAGUUAUCUCCUAGAGCAGUACCGGCCUAUGCUAAUAUUCUUCCCCCAAUAAGAUUGAAAAGGACAUCAUCAAUAUUGCGGGACAAUAAUAUUGAUCAUCUGCCAGAGUCAUUAUUGGUUGAAAUCCUUUGUAGACUCCCUUGUUUUAAGUCCGUUUCUCAAUGCAAGCUUGUUUCCAAGCGUUGGUGCAGUCUCCUAUCAGAUCCUCAUUUUAUCCGCCUUUUUCUAUGUGUUCAAAGGAAUCGUAAGAAAAAGCCAACAGGUUCUGCCAUAAGCAUACAAGGGGAGGAAUUCCUUAGUAGAGUUUCACCAUCCUCUAGGCCCCUAGCUCAGUUGUUCAAAGGGCUUGUGAGCAUCCACGGUUUGAAACAAGAGCCAAUUGUGGUAGGUGCCUACAACGACUUAGUUUUGUGCUGCGCAAGCGAGUAUAGUCAGCGCGAUUACUACAUCUGCAAUCCACACACAGUCCAGUGGGUUCCUCUUCCUCCCCCACCUCAAGUCUACAGUUAUGUAACGGUGGGGUUCACCUGCGAUCUUCCCUUCUAUGACUAUAAGAAAGAUGAUCAGCAAGGGGACAUCAUCCAGCUUAAUGCGGAGUACAAGUUCAGGGUUGUGAGAUUAAUUGACCCUCGUGUUGAUGAUGAUGACGAUGAUGAUGUAGUUUCCUGCGAAAUCGAAGCACAGAUCUUCUUUUCGGAGACCGGUGAAUGGAGGGAGUUCGUUUUGUCAUCCCCAUCCGCCAUCGCGGUAGGAGACCUGUGUAGAGAGAGUAUUGGCGUUGCUUCCAACAAAAUGAUGUAUUGGCUGGGCGGUGGAGGAGAGUUUCUUAUUGGGUUUGAUCCGUUCAUGAUCGACAACAGUGAUAAUACUAGAACUCAUUAUAAAUGCUUUUUCAGUGAGUGUGGCGAGUGGGAUUCCGGUUUAAUGGAUUCCCUAGUUACGCUUGACGGGCGUCCGCGGAUGUGCGUGUACGACUCUCCUACUCGCACUCUGUCUAUUUGGGAGGUGUAUGAAGCAAAGGAAGGUGAUCAGACGGUCAUGAUCCACGGUGGAGCAGGCAGUUUGUGUGUGAGACGUUAUAAGAGCGUAUACUUGGGGGAUGAAGAAAUGGUUGUGAUUAGUCCAAAUAUAAAUCAUAUUAGAGCGGUUGUUUUCGACCCGAAUAAUGAGGAUUUGGUGUAUCUGGUUAUAGAUAGUACCAGAGACUGGAACAAGAAAGACGUUAUCAGGUGCAAUACUCGUACAAGAGAGAUGUCAAAGGUGUUGUUUGCACCUGUUUCCAUUUGUGCUUCCGUGGUGGCCGACACCAGUCCGUCAACUACCACAACGUGGCGAGCCCAGGCCAAACCUCUCAACUUGAUUUGGCAAUUGGAAACCCAGAUGUCCCGGUGCCUAGGUUCGGAGAUAAAUAAGAGGUCUUGCCUUUUUCCUUUGAUCCUGUUUACGAGCACCGAAGUUCAAAAUCAGCGGUUUCCUGAACUAAUGCUGCACGCGUUGUCAGUUGAAAGUCCAUAAGGCCUCUUGCUUUUGCCUUUGGAUGCUAUUUAUUUAUAAACACACCAGUCUCGAAAUCAGAGAUUUCCUGAUCUAGUGCUACCCUGUUUGUCAGGUCGUAAUAUAUAGGCACUCUUGCCUUUGCCUUCUGAUGCUAAUUAUGAACACACCGCCUUCUGAUGCUAAUUAUGAACACACCAGUGUCAAAAUCCGCAAUUUCCUGAUCUAGUGUCAGGACUCGUGCUUUUGACUUUUGAUGCUAUUUAUGAACACGCCAGUGUCAAAAUCAGCGAUUUCCUGAUCUAGUGCUACUCUCUGUCUGGUAAAAUUAAAAUCCAUCUCUCAAUUAUGGGAUCGAUUGUAUGAAUCCUGAAAUGCCAUUGCACUCGGUCUUGUACUCCAUGUCUUUUAGAGUUUCUUUCCAAGUCUUUCUAGAUCUUUUUCUACCCUUAUACCUUGGACGUCUCUCAUAAAGACACCUUUCUAACAGGAGCAUUUGUAGGUAAAGACUGGUGGAGCAACGAUAAAGAAUUUUGCCUUGUGUAUCUUUCUGAAGCGAGAGUUUCAACUUUUUCAUGGUAAUAGGGAGUCAACUUUGGGUAUUAAUGAGAAAAAUAGUCAAAAUAUGAAAAACAAAAAAAAAUAACUCAUCUCAACGAUAACCCCUCAAAACAAAAACAAAAUCAAAAUCAAAAUCAAAAUCAACCGUUGGAAACUGUUUGAAAAGGAUAGCACACUUGUAAUUAUGUGUAAAACCAGUGUUGUAGAAAUAGUGAUUGGCAUUCAGAUUGUGUACAGCCAAAAAGGUAUCUUCUCGUGUCAUGUGGCUAAUGAGAGACUUAUAGAACAACAGAUCUGGAGAGUGCACCAAGGCUAGCAUCCCUCUUAAACUAAUUACAGACCAACAACCUACAAUCAGAUAUUGAAACUCAAAAAACCCUAUCUCUAAGCCUUCACCCUCUUCUUCCCUGGUUGACCACAGUAACGAAUCUCUGAAAUCAAGUCCGGUCGCUCCCUUUGAAGUAGACCUUGUCUGUGCCUAAAAGUUCUAGCUCUUUCAUUCUCCCUGUAAAACCCCUGAUGGACAAAUAAGACAUUUAAGAAACUUUUUCCUAAAAAAAAAAAAAAAAAAAAAAAAAAAAAAAGCUGCUUAAUUGACAACUUACAAAAUCAUGGAACGACUUUAGCCAAGCCGUUUUUGUCUGUCCAUACAACUCUACCACAAGGCUGUGGAAUUUGGUAAAAUUGUGAACAAUGAAUGAAGCGUUAUCUCCUCCCCAGGAGAUAACACUUCUGAUAUCUUCAUCCACCGAUGAUUUUGUUAAUAGGCUGAAUAGAUUCUUCACAGGCUCUCUUGCUCCCAUCCGUACACCAUAGUACGCACCCAAGUUUUCCGUCAUCUUCCAAACCUGGUGAACUUCUGAAGCAAACAACCCUUUGAAAACAAUCUUAUGUUGCCCCUUCAACACAUCUGCCUUCAUAGUUUUGGUAACCUACAACAAUAUUUUACAUUAAAUGAAAGGAAAAAUGGCUUGGAUAAAGAUAUCAUCGGUGGAUGAAUCGAUUCAGCCUGUUAACAAAAUCAUCGGUGGAUGAAGAUAUCAGAAGUGUUAUCUCCUGGGGAGGAGAUAACGCUUCCUUCAUUGUUCACAACUUUACCAAAUUCCACAGCCUUGUGGUAGAGUUGUAUGGACAGACAAAAACGGCUUGGCUAAAGUCGUUCCAUGAUUUUGUAAGUUGUCAAUUAAGCAGCUUUUUUUUUUUUUUUUUUUU
This is a messenger RNA of Malus domestica (apple), 4741 nucleotides long. The record is from RefSeq and is a predicted model, not a curated record. Lineage: Eukaryota; Viridiplantae; Streptophyta; Magnoliopsida; Rosales; Rosaceae.